AGCGAUUGCAAAUCUCCGAAAUUCAAGUGCCCGACGGCGUUUGCCCAGUGCUCAGAGUGUAUCUCUAUUCGACAUUGCAACGUUUGGUGCUUGUUCAUCGGAGCGGCUCAUUGUUAUGGGAAGCUUCCGAGCUGGCAGCUUGGUGAUUUUCUCGUUCGGCAUUCAAGCCUGAACUAAAACCCCCAAUCAGAGCAUGACUCCCAUUCUCCAAGAUAUUUGCUCGUGCAAUAUAAAUGGUAGCAUCUUGCUAUACCAAACGAGCUUUCUCCCGUGUGCCAGUGGACAUAUUUACAGAAGUCUAGAUAUGAUCUAGGUCAACUGGCACAAUGGCAUGGCCAUAUCAUCUGGCAGAUCUCAGCCCAGAUCAACUACAUCAACGUCGAAUACUAUUAGAUCGAUAUGGGAUAUAUGCUCAGCUCUCGGUGCUAAUACCAGUACUCGGCUAUCAGCUAUUCAGAUUUGGUGGAUGGGUAUAUUCAACAAGAAAAAAAUUGCCGGUAGUUUACUCUACCAUCCCAAAUUCGUCAAUAGAGAAGCCUUCGAGAAAGUUGACUUCUGAAGCAAUUACAAGAAGAUGGAAGUCUGUAGUGUGGUGUUUGAACGGCGAAGUUGCUCCGAAUUUGGGAUUCAGAAAACAUUGGAUAGCUGCUGCAGCGUGGACGUUGUGGUUGCUCUUUCUUUGCAUUUGUGAGACAGGUCAAGACUACCUUCAUGUUACAAAACGAUUCGGAGUCGUAGCUUCAUCACAGCUUCCUGUUCACUACAUGCUUUCGAUGAAGUCUCGCUAUUCGCCUAUUGCUUUCGCCUUCAAUACUUCUCAUGAGCAGCUCAAUCCUUGGCAUCGCUUCUCCGGGGGGAUCAUUUACUUCCUUCUUCUCUGCCAUGCAACAUGGUACAUGAAUUUCUUUAUUCAAGCGAGAGUCUUGAGUCAGCGGCUCAGUUCGCUAUCAUCCAUCACUGGAAUUCUCGCGAUAACCCUCUUGACCAUCCUUGCAAGUACGAGCCUCCAAAGAGUACGACGAUGGAGCUACCGAGCAUUCUACAAUUCCCACCUUGCCAUUGGACUCUCAAUAUUACCCAUCAUCUUCUUUCAUGCAAAAUCUCUCCGCCUGUAUGCAAUUGAGGCCCUAGCGCUCUUUGUCGCCGAUCGAUUCUGCAGGAAAUUGGACACCGUCACCGGCUUCGCUACCAUUAUGCACGUCCCUCACACCAAGCUUUUGAAGGUCAAAAUUCCAAUCCCUGCGUCAAAACUCUCCCGAUUUCGAGCCAUGCCUGGCCAGCAUGUCUAUUUGUCUAUUCCACCCGAAAGCGCCGUUGCCGCAAAAUCUUCGCCGUUCACCCACAGUCAUCUCGCCAACCCAUUCAGUGUUGCUGAGGUCUCUGAGACGGACAUCACGUUGGUUCUUCGAGCCCGUGGCGGUCCAACGACCCAUGCACUAUGUAACCUGGCAAAUCCUUUGAUGGCCAAGUCUCCUAUCAGUAUUGAAGGGCCAUACGGCAGCUCUCGACAGUUUGCAACUCUUUCAAUGGAAUUCGAUAGAAUACUUCUCGUGGCAGGUGGUAUUGGCGGGACCUUUAUCUUACCCAUCUUCUAUGCUUUACAAGACAACAUCGAUGCUGAAGACAAAGGAGCAGACCGGGUCACGUUUACGUGGUCAAUGAAAUCAGUGGCAGAGAUUGGAUGGUUAAAUGAUUUAGAAGAAGGCCAGCCGCUUGUACAAAACAAGAAUGUCAAGAUCCAUUUGACACAAAACGAUUCUUUGACAAGCUCAUUCAAUGAUGCAGUUUCAGCAGCAGAUGGCAGCAUUGAAAUGCAAAUAUUACAUGACCUAGCAGAGGUGGAAAAUGGGCGCCCUGACUUGAAGAAGCUUGUGGAUGAUAUAUUUAAUUCUACAAGCCAGCAACAAGUUGCAGUUCUGUUCUGUGGACCACUAGAAAUGGGACGGGAGCUACGUACAUAUAUAGGCAG
Molecule: messenger RNA, 1969 nt
Organism: Xylona heveae TC161
Lineage: Eukaryota; Fungi; Ascomycota; Xylonomycetes; Xylonales; Xylonaceae
Exons: 3
Biological process (GO): iron ion transport; intracellular iron ion homeostasis; copper ion import
Cellular component (GO): plasma membrane
Molecular function (GO): ferric-chelate reductase activity
Source: RefSeq, a predicted model, not a curated record